Molecule: messenger RNA, 2879 nt
Organism: Lolium perenne
Lineage: Eukaryota; Viridiplantae; Streptophyta; Magnoliopsida; Poales; Poaceae
Product: protein NETWORKED 2A-like
Molecular function (GO): actin binding
Source: RefSeq, a predicted model, not a curated record
GAAAACUUGCAUAUCAGUGAAAAUUCUACUCCUGAAAAUGGACUAGUUGUUGGCUUUGAAGAUCAAGAGAACAUGGCUAAUCUGCAGCAAAUCCCUAUGAGUGGACUCGAAGACAAGGAAAAUGUACCAUUAAGCGAGUGCAAGAAACAAGAUCCAGAAGAAGAUCCUCAGAUGGAUAAAGCUACACAAAAGCCUGACAUAGAUGGAUUCGCAGAUAGCUCCGUUAAGUCGGAGUUGGCCAUCAUCAAUGAUGAUUCAGAGAAUUUGUGGCAUUUUGAGCUGGAAGGCAAAUCAAGCUUUGAAGUUCCAUCAGUAGAUAAGGUAACAGCAGAAAGUGCACAUAACAAUCCAUUUGGUGAACAUAGCAGUACGGAAGUAGAAUAUGCUCAUGGAGUAAUUGGCAGCGGCAUGCAACCAUAUGUUAUACAUUCCCAUGAGCAAGGUUCAUUGGAUCAAUUGCAUCAUAAUGUAUCUGAAGGCUCACUAGAUCACAAUCUAAAAAAAGCAGGUGACAAGCAGGAUUCAUCAACAGCGGACCACAGAAUUUUCGAAGGCCACACAAAACAAGAUAUAAACCAUGCAGAAGGGUCAGAAAACUCAUAUAUUACUGAAAGUUGUACUCCUGGUAAUAGAGAAGUUAUUGGCUUUGAAGAUCAAAAACAGAACAUGGCUAUUCUACAGCAUUCUCUUAUGAGUGGACUGCAAGACAAGGAAAAGUUAUCAUUAACCGAGUGCGAGAAACAAGACCCAGAAAUAGAUCUUCAGAUGGAUAAAGAUACAAGAAAGCAUGCCAUAGAUGGAUUUCCUGAUUGGUCCCGUGAGUUGGAGCUAGAAAUCUUCAGCGGUAACAAGCAGCCAUCUGAUGGUUACCAUGAAAGUAUGGCAGAAAAGCAUUACAGAGCAGAUGAUUUAGAGGAUUUGUGGCAUUGUGGGCUUGAAAGCAAAUCUAGCUUGACAGCUCCACCAGUGAGUAAGGAAAUAUCAGACGAGGAUGCAUCUGGUGAGCAUAACAAUAAAGAAGUGGAAUAUGUUCACGGAACUGUUGGCAACCUUGGCAGCAGCAUGCAACCAUAUGUUGUACAUUCCUGCGAGCAAGGUUCAUUAGAUCAAUUGCAUAAUAUUUCAACUGAUGCUCCACAAGAUCACGAUCUAAAACAAGUGGAUGACAAGCAAGAUUUAUCAACAGCUGGUCAUAGCAUUUCCGCAGGCCACUCCGAAAAGGAGAUGAACAAGGCAGAAGAGUCAGAAAACACUCGUAGCACCGAAAAUUCUACUCCUUGCAAUGGAAAGGUUGUUGGUGCUGUAGAUCAAGAGGAGAACAUGGCUAAUCUGCAGGAAUUGCUUAUGAGUGGACUCCAAGACAAGGAAAAGGUACUAUUGACCGAGUACACUUCUAUCCUCCGAAAUUACAAGAAUGCAAAGAGAAGCCUUACAGAAAUGGAGAUAAAGAACGAGGAAUGUUUGAAUGAGAUGAAAGCCAUGAUGAGUGAACUACGGUGUGCCAAUGAAUUGAAGGACAAGGAGAUACGGUCACUGCGUGAACUCUUGAACUCUUCUACUGACAAAGAUGCACAGCACAGUGGCCAUCACAUAAAUACAAACACGACCGUGAGUUUCAAGAGUGGGUCUUUUAGGGGGCAUCGAAGGAUCCCAAGCUUUUUGCCAGUUCAUCAAAGGAGACAAAGUGCAUCUUCUAUUCAGAAUUAUAGCCCUAAAAAUAAUGCAAACCAUGAAGCCCAUAUGGAGGAUGAUGCAUCACAUGACACUGUUCUUGACCAAGAAAGCAUUGUUCUGGGUGACCACAGAUUAACUAAUAUUCUUGAGAUGGAGAACGCCUCACCUCUUGAAGACAAGUUUCGAAGAGACAUUGAUGGACUUUUGGGGGAGAACCUAGAGUUCUGGAUGAAGUUCAGCACAUCAUUCCAAAAGAUACAAGAAUUUCAGACCAAGCAUGAUCAGCUACAAUCAGAGAUUGGAAAGAUAGUAAAUGAGGACAAGCUCAAGGUGAACAGCGGACGGGCAAGUGAUCCUCCUGCAAAAGUUGAAUCUGAAGCCAUAGAAAAGCAGCUGAGAGAACUUAAGAUUGACAUGCAAGUAUGGUUGGAACAGAAUGCUAUGUUCAAAGGAGAGCUCCACUAUAGGUUUUCUUCACUCUGCAGCAUACAAGAGGAAAUCCAAGCAGCUAUGGAGAUGGAUGCAGAAACUGAGGAGGGAAUUCAAUUCACUUCCUACCAUGCUGCCAAAUUCCAAGGAGAGAUCCUAAACAUGAAGCAGGAGAAUAACAAGGUUGCGGAUGAACUGCAGGCUGGUUUGGAUCAUAUAAGAGGGCUCCAAGGAGAGAUCGAAAAGGUUAUACCAAAGAUUCUUAAUAGCCCAAGCUUAUCUGCGUCGAAAGGCUUUGGCACCUGGAGGAAUACACCCUCUAAAUCAAGAGUGCCACUCCGGUCAUUCCUCUUUCCAGCCAAGAAGAAGAAGUCCUCGCUGCUGGCAUGCAUGAAUCCGGCGUUACAGAAGCAGCACAGCGACAUGGCAUUCUUCGCUAAAAUGGAAUAGGACUUUGCGAAUGAACUAAACUCAUCAUGCAUGGAGCUAAAUAAACCGUCAAGCAUACACCACUAGAAAUAUGAUGUUAGGUUGUGUCCUCUCAAUGCCGGACAGUUCCUUUCAGGGCCACAUUCUCGCUGGGAUUAGUUAGAGUUUAUAUAUAUUAGAUGUUUAUGUUCAGAGGAUAUACUGCUACUAUACAUAAUUUACCUUCAUAAUGUUUCUAUGACAAUGAAUGUCUGAUUAGUCACAAAAGACAUGAUUCCUUGUUUGUGGGACUUUUUUUUUGAAUUCUUUGUCUGUGAGACACUUAUGAGGUUAGCUUGGGCUAUUCU